Molecule: messenger RNA, 2655 nt
Organism: Symbiodinium pilosum
Lineage: Eukaryota; Dinophyceae; Suessiales; Symbiodiniaceae
Source: the annotation of a GenBank genome assembly
AUGGCAGCCUCCGCGUCAUCAUCCCAGGGCAUCAACAGAGAGCAGCCGGUGGACGCCAAUGUCGUCAGAGAGCGGGUCACCAACCAAAUGAUGCGUGCCCAGGACCUCGCCCUUCAAGUGAUUGACCGCCAUCAGAGCGCUACGCGCCAAGAGGUCGCCAAUCUUGACGCCGACAUCGACAAGCAACCGCGGACUUGGGUCAUCGCCGUCGAUGACAACCAGAAGCGCCUGCGCGUCGAAGCUCUAUGGAGCGACUCCAAGUUACGCUGGGUGCGUCACCAUGUUGUCGCCAAAGCAUCCAGGCAGCUCGACAUCAACACGUGGUACAACGUAUGCCGAAAGAUCCGCGCCAUCAAGCGCAAGGAGGGCGCCGAGAAGUACAGACCCCGCAACGUCCACUGGGUCGAGGCCGCCAAGCAGAUCGCGGAAGAACGCCGCGAGGCCAACAAAGGAAGAGGUCAGACAGAUCCUCCGCGCCCGCGUCCUCCACAUGAUCGACCAGUUCACCACGGACAUCUUGGCCACCUCCGAGCUGCAGCUUGCCAGGAUGAUGGCCGCCUACAGGCGGUGGUGGACAACAGGCGCUGGCUGCGGAAGAUCACACCACAUGCCACCAUCGAGUCGCAGCGAGCCCGGUUUGGCCCCUGCGCAGAAGGCCCUCGUAGUGGCGGUCAAGGACGGCGCCGACUCCGCCACAGCCACCGAGCGCAGGUCAUCAAGAAUCAACGCAUCACCACCGGCGCCGCCGCGCACCAAAAGCAACACAUCCUCUACCUCAUGGAGUGGGAGCGCGCCGAGGAAGACGUGCUAGUGCGGAAGCUCAAGACGGCCAUCCUCAACAUCCAGCAAGAGGUCUCCAGCCGUGACAACUUCAACGCGUUCCUCGUCGAGGCCAUCAAGGAUUCAGCAGCUAAGAGCCAACCGCUGCCGUACUUCCAACGCGAAACCUGGAGUCCCAACAACAUCCAAGACACCGUCCACCACAACCACGAGUUCAGCCUCGCCUCCGCCGCGGACAGCUACACCCUGGAGAACUUCUUGGCGGACCCACCGAUCUAUGACAUGACCCAGUACACCUGGAAUGGGGACCACGAGCAGGGCCUCUUCCGCGCCACACCAUCAAGAUUCACGGAUUCUGAAGCUGAAGAUAUGAGUGCCAACGCGAAGAUACGAACUUUGAGCGAUGAUGAUCCUAUGAGCGAAUCGAGCGCUUCGAGCGAGUUUCGAGCACGAAUUCGAAGAGUAUGCAGUUUGAAGAGCAUCAAAGAUGUCGAAAAGUUUCUGAAGAAAGAAGAGCUUCGAUGCAACGACGACGAAGAAGUGGACAUCGAAGAGUUUGAAGGUCUUGAAGCAGAGAUUGACGAUGAAGAAGAAGCAUUUGAAGACUAUGAGUUUGAAGCUACAAAUGAAGCAGUGCCAACGUGGUCGCAUGAGUUUGAGGAAGGACCACCGAAGUUGGAGAUUGAACGAUUGAUGGACCUGAAGCCGAUAAGCGAAGAACAAGCCACGAAUGCAAACUAUAAGCGCCUCUAUGAAGAUUGUAUGAUUGGAGACACAGAGACGGGCAAUGGAAGCGACGAGGAAGACUCGUGGCGCGAGAAUUCCGUUGGAAUCGUUGAGAAGUAUCGUUUGAAGUCAGAUGAUGGUUUGCCAGCUUUGUUCUAUCGAUUGCCAAAAGAUGGAGAACCGGGAGUCAUCGUACUUUCCCAUGUUGACGACUUGGAAGUUUUUGCAACGAAAAGAGGUUCUGAAGAUCUUGUGAAGAAACUAAAAGCAGAAGGUUUGAAAGUGAAAGUUGAAGGACCAUUGGAAAGAGAGCAUGGAUCCAUUGGUUUUCUGAAGAGAACUUUUACAGCUACGUCUGAAGGAGUUGAGAUUACGAUGAAUGCAAAGUACGUGGAAUCUUUGGAGGAAGUACUUCAGUUGGAAAAGGCAUUUGAAAAGAAACUUCCUAUCCCUGCAGAUGGUGGAAGAGCAAUCAACAACCAGAAAGGAGCAGAAACUCCGUCGACGCCGGAGGACGGCCGCUUGUACCGAAAAGGAGUUGGAAUUUUGCUGUAUUUGGCGCCGGAACGGCCAGAUUUGAUGUUUGCGUUGAAGAAGUUGAGCAUGAAACUGGCGAGCCCCGCACAGGGCGACUUGGAACUACUUCGAUUCGUUGGAAAGUAUCUGAAGGGAGUAUUUCUGCAGAAGUUGAUCGAGCGAAUCACAGGAAUUGCGCCAGAAGUUCGAUUGUGCAUCGAGGAGCAGGCUGCACCUGCCGCACCCGCCUACCAUCCUCCAGCGGAUGAACCUGAGCCCACUGAAAAGGGGCCAGAAACGAUGGCCAAGAGGGAAGACAAAAAGAGAGAGGCCGAGAAGGAAAAGGAAACGGACUCAGCCAAUCCGGACGGAUCCUCAAAUGAGGGUGAAGAGAAAGAAGAAGAGGAGGAUAGUUCAGCAUCCUCGGCAACAAGUUCCGAAGAGGAAAAGGAGCCGGAGUCAGCCAAUCCGGACGGGCCUAUUUUAGAGAGUGUGCCAGCAACGGAAGAGGGCGAUUUGGAAGCUGCAAGAGAAAAAACAGCAAGCGAUUUGAAUGAAGCCUACUUGGAGGCAGUACGCCCAGCAGUUACAAGAGUUGAAGACGUGUUCGUGACGAGGAACGAGUUACGAUAA